AUGGAAGAACACAAGAUAUCAGUUCUCUUCCUGACAAUCGUCACCUUAUUGGCAACUGUAUUAGUCUUGGCCAAGGCACUACACGAUCGACCGAAAUUGAAUUCCUUUCUUUCAGAACCUGGAAUGGUUCUAUUGGUGGGGAUUGCUGUCAGUUUGGUGGUCAGUUUCUUUGCUGGAUUCAACGACUUUGUGGAUGCAGAUGAAGCAGCCGCUGCAGCAGCGGAUGCGGGUGAUGACAACAUUUUCAAGAUGUACGACGAGGAUCAAGCUGGAGAAAGUCUUCUGAAACUCAUGUUUUCAUUUCCAAAAGAAGUAUUUUUCUUUGGAUUCCUGCCGCCGAUUUUAUUCAAUUCUGGAUAUGAACUGCAACGAGAAAUGUUCUUUCGACACAUCAAGGCUAUUGGAGCUUUUGCUGUGAUUGGGACUCUGGUCUCUGGAUUUUCCACUGGAUUCAUACUUUACGGCGUUCGAGAAGCCGGUUGGUUAGGUGACUUUGCACCAGCCACUCUAGAACUCUUGACGUUUGGUGCCUUGAUUGCUGCUACAGAUACUGUCAGUGUUCUCGGUGUACUCAAAUCGAAACAAGUCGAUCCUCACUUGUUCAAUCUCGUCUUUGGUGAAAGCGCUCUGAACGACGCGGUUGCCCUGGUCCUUUUCAAUUCACUCUCCAAGGUUUUGGUGGAAGAUGCCGAUAACAAUCUAAAUCUUGCACACGAAGCAAAAAUGUUUGUCAUUGAAUUUUCGAUGAUUGCCGUUGGGUCUCCAGUCUUGGGAAUCAUCUUUUCCUUCUUUACCGCCAUCCUUUUCAAAAGGAUGGAUUUGCGAAAGCAUUCCGCUAUUGAACUCUGCCUGUACAUUCUUCUGAUGUAUGUGCCGUAUAUGAUGGCCGAAGUCUUUCACCUCAGCGGUAUUGUCACCAUCUUUUUCUGUGGCAUGUCCGCUCGCCGGUACAUUGAGCCCAAUUUGUCCUUUGCCACAGCCAAGAAUGCCGAAGCCAUCUUUCAUGCGAUUGCCUACCUUGCUGAGACCUGCAUCUUCCUUUGUCUUGGUCUCAGCUGCUUUGGAUACAUUGAACGCUUCCACUGGAGAUUCAUUGGCUUUGGAUUUGUGGCCUCGCUCAUCGGCCGUGCGCUCAGCAUUUACCCCAUCAGCUUUUUGUAUAAUUGCAGUCUCAAGGAACGAGUCACGGAUUCCUUACUGGCAUUGGACGAGGAAGCCUCGUUGGGUUCGAUGCAAUCCAGUGGCUCCAUGUCCUCUUCGAAACGCCAAAAGAUUCGAAGUACUCCGGCACGUCGCCAAGAUCGCAAGAUCCCCCCUCGAUUCAUGCACGUGCUCUGGUUUGCGGGUCUAAGAGGUGCCGUAGCCUAUGCGUGCGCCAAGAAUUUUCCAAAUGUGUACGGUCAUGAGAACGACAUGGUGACGUCCACCAUGGUGAUUGUACUCAUCAAUGUACUAGUCAUGGGAGGCUUUACCGAUGCUCUUUUGAAUUGUCUGAAGAUUCGCAUGGGUGUUGACGAGAAGGAAUACAUGAAAACAUGGCACAAACAACGAAAGCUGAAGGGAACCUUUCAUCGAUUCGAAAAUGACUACAUUUACAAGGUAGUGGUCCGAGAGGGGGAGAACGACAUUCCAGUCAAACCCAAACAUGGUUAUCAAAAUCCAGAAAUAAUAGAUACCAUGUAUCAGCUACAAAUUAUGGAAUUGGCAGAAAUUGACGAAACUGACAGCCAAUCCGAAAUGGAUCCAGAAGGAAUGGUCGUCGAAACCAAAUCGGAGACCGAAUCGGAGCACAGGUAG
Cylindrotheca closterium is the source of this 1797-nucleotide messenger RNA. The record is from the annotation of a GenBank genome assembly. NCBI's taxonomy places the organism in Eukaryota, Bacillariophyta, Bacillariophyceae, Bacillariales, Bacillariaceae.